Zophobas morio is the source of this 10151-nucleotide messenger RNA. It is a transcript of the gene Vps13, whose product is annotated as intermembrane lipid transfer protein Vps13. Gene Ontology annotation, biological process: protein retention in Golgi apparatus; protein targeting to vacuole. The coding region runs from base 267 to 9932 and encodes 3221 amino acids. The record is from RefSeq and is a predicted model, not a curated record. The transcript is spliced from 22 exons. NCBI's taxonomy places the organism in Eukaryota, Metazoa, Arthropoda, Insecta, Coleoptera, Tenebrionidae. Gene Ontology annotation, cellular component: extrinsic component of membrane.
UCCUGACACGAGUAAAUAACUGUCAGUGUUGUAAGUGGGUCAGUUCUCAAGAUUCCGGGACGUCGGAAAAAGAUGAGCGUAAUGCCUUUGAUUGAUCGAUAAAGAAGUAAAACGUGAUCUCGACCGGUUAGGUCAAAUUGUGAGAUGGACUUAGAAAUAGCCUUUCGUUGAUGUCAUCACCAUUUAUAGCUUUUUAUUGCAGCAUAUUCAGUAGGAGAGCGCUCCUAUUUUUUAUAAUUACUGUAAAUAUUAGUUACUAACUUACAAUGGUAUUUGAAAGUGUACUAACUCAGGUUUUAAACCGCUUUCUCGGUGCCUAUGUAGAAAAUUUAGAUACAAACCAACUACGAGUAGGAAUUUGGGGAGGGGACGUGGAACUCAAGGACUUGGUUUUGAAGCAAUCGGCCUUGGACGAUUUAGAUUUGCCGCUGCAGACCGUCUAUGGAAGGAUAGGCAAACUUGUGCUGAAAAUACCAUGGAAGAACUUAUAUGGUUCCGCUUUUGUUAUAAACGUCGAAGAUAUUUAUUUAUUAGCUGCGCCAAACCAACAAGUGAAGUACGAUGCACUGAAAGAAAGUCUCAAAGAACUCGACGCGAAAAAAAAGGACAUCCUCAAAGUGGAGUUGGCUAAGAAACAAGAAGCCGACAAGGACAAACCCAAAGCCGACUACACCUUCGUUGAAAAAUUGAUCACACAGAUCAUAAAAAACAUCCAAUUAAACAUAACAAACAUCCACAUUCGGUAUGAAGACAAAGUUACGAGCCCCACGCCCUUUGCCCUAGGCAUUACAUUGAGUGACCUACAUGUUGUAAGCACAGAUGAGCACUGGAAGCCGGCCAUCACUAAAGAAGACAUUACAAAAAUUUUCAAAAUUGUAACUUUAGAUGGAUUGGCGGUUUAUUGGAAUUGCAAUUCCGCUUGCUAUGAUCAUAUUCCCAAGGUUGAUUUGCUUCACAAAAUGAGGACGGAAAUUGCCUCCAAGGGCAAGAAGCCCGAAAAUUACAAAUAUGUUGUGGGACCAAUCAACGCCUCGGCUCGCAUCCGCAUCAACCAGAAACCCGAACUCGACACACCAGCGUUCAGCAUCCCAAAAAUCCACUUGAAUCUAGACAUGGAGAGACUUUUCGUCGGCAUUAGCAAAGCACAGUAUAGGGAUAUCAUAGCCCUUGCGGAGUCUAUGGAUAGAAUGUCAAAAGGCAUACCCUACAGGCAACAUCGACCAGACUUGCAAUCUUACAAAGGCCACUAUAAAGAGUGGUGGCACUUCGCCUACAAGUGUGUCCUCGAAGGAGAAGUGAACAGACGUAGACGAAACUGGGAUUGGAACCACAUUAUUGCUCACCGAAAUUUGCUAAGAGACUAUCGAAAUUUGUACGAGAAGAAGUUGCAGAAUAAGGCGACAAGUGACGAGGUGCAGAAGAUCGAAGAGUGCGAGAGAGCGAUAGAUACUUUUAACAUUGUUAUAAUACGGCAGAAGGUGGAGUUUGAGGCAGAAAGGGAAAUGAAGAAGAAGAAGGAGACGGAUAAAGGGUGGUUCGGGUGGAUGUGGGGUGGGGGUAAGGCCGAUUCAAUGGGGUCACCGUCGUCGGACAGCGGUUUGGAGAUUAAGAAACAGUUCCAAGAGGCUAUGAGCAAAGACGAAAAAGAACGCUUGUACAAAGCCAUCGGCUACCAAGAGCACGCUUUGCCGUCUGAAUUCCCCGAAGCUUAUGUGGACAAUUCUUGUACUUUCCUUCUGCGGACUCUGGAGGUCGAAUUACAGGACGAACACGAAACCACGAAUAGAGUGAUCUUCACCGAACUGAAGGGUGUGAGGUGUCGUGUGGACACGCGGUCUGCAGCUGAGGCUCUGAAAGUCCACGUCAAAAUCGAUGAGUUUACGACCUUCGGUUGGCAACAGGCCGACUAUAUACCGAGGAUGAUCAUUUCGGAAACGGGAGCAGGAGAUAGUGGGUUGUUGGAAGUCACCUUCGAAACUAACCCGUUGGAUAAAACGUGCGGGCAGAGGUUGUACCUGACGUCUCAGCCACUGAAAGUCGUUUACGACGCACAGACCAUCAUCAAAACUAUUGACAUUUUUAAAGUUCCUCAGUCGGCGGCUAUAGACCAACUGUCAGCCGCCGCUGGAGACGGCCUCUCCAACAUCAAAGACAUGUCCUCCAGCGGCCUCCAACACGCCAUCGACACCCACGUCCACCUCGACCUAAAAAUCGACCUCCGCGCCCCCUACAUCAUCAUCCCCUACGGCGGCAAGUACACCGAACACGAGAACGUCCUCAUCGUCAACUUGGGUCACUUCAAAAUGCACUCCCUCAGUCGCCCUCCCAUGAAGGACCUGCGCCAAAUGCACUCCCAAGGUUACCCGGACAAAGAAAUCCGCCAACAACUCAUAGCCCAGAGCUACGACCAGUUCGUCCUCGAUCUCACCCGCAUCCAGAUCCUCAUGGCCCAAAGCGACGAAGACUGGAAGGGCCUCCUCGAGGAGAAGAAAAUCAGCAACAUGCACGUCCUCGAACCCAUCAACUUGAAAGUGACGUUGGCCAAAUGCAUGAUCAGCGACGACCCGAAAUUACCGCUGAUGAAGAUCUCAGGGGAGCUGCCGUCGGUGGUGGUGAACGUCUCCGACGCGCGGUUGCUGCUGUUGAUGGCGCUGGGCAACAGCAUACCUCUGCCGCAGAGCGACGUCCCCGAGCCGGUGCCUCUGAGCAGGUCGUCGAAGCGGGAGUCGAGCAUGAUGUUGAGGUACCUGGAGAUGCAGGAGAAAGCGGCGAAAACGAAGGAGUUGUUGCCGCGGGGUAGUAAGAAGGACAGCGAUCAAUUCGUGCAGUUCACGACGGUGCAGAUGAAUUUCGUCAUGACGGAAUUAUCAUUGAACGUCACUCACCAAACGACCACUCACGAGGCGCCCGCGCCCGUGGUUUCGUUCCAAGCGAGAAAACUCGAAUUCGGCUUAGUCCAGCAAACCUACAACACUAAAAUCACCUUGGGCUUGGCCGGCAUAAAUCUAGUACAAAGACACGCAAACAACGAUAUCAAAAUGAUCUGGUCCCCCGGAUUCCACGGUGGCGAAGAGUACCUCAUCAAGGUCCGCUUCACCCAAGUCAAUAAAACCUCGCCGGAGUUCCAUUCCACCUACAAGUCGUGCGAAGUCGGUCUCGUCUUGGAGUUCGCGAAGUUGAACAUCAUCCUGCACAAGGAAGGUUUGUUGUCGUUGAUACAGUACGCCACGGGUCUGCAGGACGACGUCAACGAAAUUUGGGGCGACAAGGCGGCUGAUAGGAUAGCUUCAGCACGCGGCACCCCGGCAUUUACGAGCCAACUGUCCACUAUAAGUGAGGGAAUCGGGAUUACCGCUCCGCAGAAACCGAAGAAGAAAACUGAUCACCAGAUCGUCGUCGAGACGAUCAAGUUUAAGUUGUCGUCGAGUUUGAAAGAGUUGACGGUGGAGUUCCAGACGGACCUGGAGCAAUUGUCGAGGUGGUCGUUGAUUGGUGUCAACGCCGAUGUCAUCAUAAAGACUUCGUACACGCAGAUCAACGCGCAUUUGAAUCAGAUCGUUAUUACUGAUUUGAAUCCAGAUAUUGUGCACCAGCAGAUAUUGACGGUGGUAGGUGACGAAGCUCUGUCGGGGCGAAUCGUCUUGUAUAAUAUCGACAAGGAGGUCGAAAGUGAAAAGCCGGAUAUUUCUGUGGAUCUUACAAUGGGUGGGUUGAGGAUAGUUUUCCUCAACUGGUACGUCACGAGGAUGCUGAACUUCCUCAACCAAUUCCAGGCCGCGCAGGCCGCCAUCGUCGACGCCUCCCAAGCCGCCGCCAAAUCCGCCAAAGAAAACAUGCAAAACGCGUACGCCAAAGCAACAAAGUUAGCCCUCAGCAUCGACCUGAAAGCCCCCGACAUCAUAGUACCAGCCAACUCCAAAAGCUAUGACGCCGUUUUACUCGACUUGGGUCACAUUUCCAUCUCCAACCAGUUCAUAACCCUCGACAUCAAGAAUGAGCAGAACUUCUCCGCCGUCAUCGACGAGAUGAAGCUGAGCCUCACUGAUAUGAAAAUAUCGCGCGUUCUAUUGAACGAGAAAAACGAGGUUGUCAACGAGUUGACCAUGCUCAUACCGUUGACCUUCAAAAUGACGAUCAAGAGGAACCUCUCGACUUCGUGGUACAAAGCCGUGCCGGAUAUAGAUAUCAACGGGAAGAUUUUUUCGAUAACGUUGUUGCUGAGUCAGGCGGAUUAUAAGACUAUAAUGAGUAUUCUAAGCGGGAAUUUGGCGGAAGGCCAGAAGGAAGAAGAGGUGGUUGUUACGCCUUCGAUCGGUGGCAGCAUCAAGGAGUCGGUGGAUGUACAGAGUCUUGAUCCAACCGCCUCUCUGUUUGGAGCACAAAAAUCAACGGAUGUCGAAGCGGAGAAGGAAGAUAAGACGACGACGUUUCUCAGGUGCAACUUCACUAUGGAUAAUUUGGUCAUCACUUUGUUCAAAGGGGGGCCGGAGAUGCUUUCCAGCCAAGACUCCGGCCACAACGAGCGCGACAGCUUGGCUCGUUUCUCGCUAGAGGGCAUUUCGGUGAAGGUCCGCAUGUUGAGCGACGGCUCCCUCAUAGCCUCGUUCCUCCUCUUAAACUGCCUCCUAGACGACAUGCGUCAAGGCCGCGAGGGUAAACUAAAGCGACUGAUUCAGAGAUCGCACAGUCUGGAACCGAUGCGAGCAGUAAGCGUGUCAUCAGUAGACGACCCAGUGGGCGUCAAAAGCAUGAUCGACGUCGUCGUACAAAUGAAAAGCAACCAAAUUUUCACCGACGUGAGGGUGUACAGUUUCACUUUGAUCCUCUCGGUGGACUACCUCCUUAAAAUCGCCGACUUCUGGAAGAUAUCCGAAGAGGAUCGUGUAGAACCGGUCAAGCCGACGAAGGGGACUGCCACUCCGGCCACGGCCAAGAGUUCGGUUACUGCGGCGGUGGUCGAGAAGGAGACGCAGAUUACGUUGAAUUUGAAGGUGGAGAAGCCGGAUAUUGUGCUCGUGGAGCACAUGGACAGCAAUGACACGCAGGCGCUGGUCUUAAACAGCGAAAUCUUGUUGAAAGUGCGACUUGCAGGCCCGCACCAAGUCAUCAACGGCUCUAUUAAGGACGUCCAGUUAUAUACGUGUAACUACGACAAAAUCAAGUAUGUUGAAGCCAGAAACCAUGUGCUGUACCCCGUCACACUAAGCGUAGCGGGGUCCACCCCCGAAGACAAAGGCCUCCACUUGGAGCUUCUAGUAACCGAUAUUCGUCUAAGCGUCUCCCCUGCCAUCAUAGAAUUACUAAGCAGAGUACUAAAAACGGCCACCGGUGGCGGUAGCGCGGCAGUCGCAGACGAAACUGAAGAUAAGGAUUACUCAGACGUUUGGAACUGCAGCGACCUGAAAGAGCAAGACUACUGGUUUUUCAGAACAGACGAAGCAACCGAAGCCACCGAAAGCGUAAAAACCAUGGAAACCACCUCUCGGAAGAACUACCAAGAGAUGUGCAUCCUCUCUAUACCGUCCAUCGUCGUGACCAUGGAAGCCGGCGUUGGCACCAAGACCCUCCCCAUGCUUAUCAUCGAGAGCAGCCUCCGCGGCAACGUUUGCAACUGGAGCUCCCAACUGAGCGUCGAAGCCGGCUUGACCCUCCAAAUGAACUACUACAACAGCAGACUGGCGCUGUGGGAGCCCUUAAUCGAACCGGUGGAAAUCGUCAGCCAAGGACAGAGCAAGUGGGUGCCGUGGGAGCUUAAGCUGGAGGUGUCGAUGAACGACCGCGAAGACGUCGCUUCACCGACGAGCGAAAGCGAGAGUUUUGACCCGAUCCAACAGCAAGCUUUAAUGUGCGUUGAUAUUUCGUCCGACCACAGCAUGGAACUAGUGGUAACGAAGACGUGCAUUGAGGUUUUGAGUAACUUGGGGAAGGCGUUCUCCUCGGCGAUGACGCCCAGUACGCAAGUGACCUCGCUCGAAGUCCUGGCUCCGUAUAAGGUUGUCAACGAGUUGGGAUGCUUGGUGAAGGUGGAUCUGGCGCUGGGGACGUUCUCGCUGUUCAAGGAUGAUAGUGCGUCAGAGGUUAUUCUGGAAAGUGGAGCAGAAGUGGAGCUCCAAAGGAAAGUCGAACUGCGUAGUUCGCCGACGCUGGGGAUGCUUAUGUCUAGGGAAGGGGUAGAUCUGAAGAAGUAUGUCAUCAAUGUUCGGGUUGAGGACAAAAACUGCCUUUUGGAACUCCCGGCGGUCAGAGCAGACAAGCGAUACUUCCCUUUGAACUACCGCGGCGAGGGCCACGACCAUUGGGGUGUCAUUUCUGACGUAAAAGUAGACGAAGGGGUGACCACGGUCACCAUACGGAGCAUCCUUCAAGUAUACAACCACUUCACCAUCCCCAUAGAGGUAUACUACAUGACAGCUCGGGGCAACGAGCUCGAAUCGAUAACCACGGUCGUACCCGAUUCAUACGUGAACAUUCCACUCACCGCGGUUUACACAGCCACAAACGAGUUGUUCUUUUCGGUCGCUGGAUAUUCGGUGACCACCACUCCCUACAUUUGGAAAGAUCUCCAAACGAAUCUCACGUAUACUAGGACGUUGCAAUGUUCACCGAAAAAUUUUGAACUAGGAAGCGAGCCUUUCAAUAUUCAAGCUGUAGGGGAGAUGGAGCAAGUGUACUUCGAGCAUUCGUGCAGGCACACGAUGGCUAGUACUUGCUACAACAUACAUCUGCGGCCUGCGAUCAAGUUUAAGAAUUGUCUGCCGGUGGAUAUUGUGUGUUGUGUGGAAAAUAUGGUGGCUGAGGUGACACUGGAGCCUGGAAAAGUCUUAAUGUUGCCCAACGCAGAACCCGGGAAGUCCGCGCUUGUGGUUCGGCUACCGACGUACUUGGAAAAGGAGUGGUCCACCCGACAAGACCUCCCCAAAGACAUCAGCGAAUUCUCCGUGUGGAAUUUCAACAGCUACGACAGCGUCAGCCAGAUGACGCUCUCUUUAGGUCUGCACAUGAUGAACGAGAAGGGUUCGAUCGUCAUGACCCUGUACUGCCCUUUCUGGAUGUUGAACAAAACCGGCCUAACUCUCAGCUAUAGGAGCUCUGAAGAAAACGUGAACGUUUUACACCAUCCGGCCAAUUUCAAAGGACCGGUUCUCUUCUCCUUCAACGCGAAGAAUUUCUUCGGGAAGAAGAAGGCGGCCGUCAAGAUCGAACAGGGAGAUUGGUCCGAUAAGUUUUCUCUGGACGUGGCAGGGUCGUCGGGGGUCGUGGCGUGCAAGUACAACAACAUGCUGUUUCAAAUAGGUGUGCAGAAUCAGCUGACGUACAACGGGCUGACCAAACAAGUCACUUUCACGCCGUAUUACGUCAUAAUCAACAACGCGCCGUUCGCUAUUGAGUGUCAGGAGAGCGACAGACCUGCGGACCCGUGGGUGUGCGUGGAACCCGACUCGUGCGCCGCCUGGUGGCCGAAAAGCGACCAAGACGACAAGCUGCUGAAGGUGAGAGUGCAAGGAACGGAGGAGAUUUCCGCGUCGUUCUUGUACACGGACAGUCACACGACGUUGCUGAAACUCAAGAAUAAGUACGGCGGCAUCAACGUGGACAUUCAGAUCUCUGAAGGUGCAAUUUACAUAAACCUCGCGCCCUACGAUAGCGGGUCAGCGCCCGCCCUCAUCAUCAAUCACACCCCAGACGUCAUGAACUUCUGGGAAAAAGAGUCCGUCCAAAUACGGAAGCUUCCAGCCAAACAGUGCAUGUUGUACACCUGGGAGAACCCGUCUGGUCCCCGCAUCAUAGUUUGGGAAGGCGCGAAUCGCAAAGAGCACAAUAACGACUUGCGCAAAGACGACAUUGGUGAAUACGCCAUCCGAGAAAACUAUAACAUCUACUGGGUGUCGUUCCUUGACGGGAUGCAACGCACUUUGCUGUUCACCCAAGACCAGACGGUAGCGCAGAACGCGAAAGCGGCAAACCUGUUCGAGGUGUUCGAGCAGGAGACCACCGUGUCGAUAUACGGAGUGGGGUUGUCGUUGGUGAACAACGACAGCAGACAAGAGAUCAUGUACAUGGCCAUGGCGAGCUCGGGCAUCAUUUGGGAGCAGUGCAAGAUGAGCGGGCAGAGGUUCAAACACUUCAAUCCUAAAGAGAGCGUAGUGCUGGAGGCGGCGUACCAAAGAUAUUUGCUCGACAGCGAAGAAGGAAGUCUAUCGUCAAAAGUGGCCAUAGAUGCCAAAACCGAGGUCGACUUUCGCACUAACGUCAUGACGAAACCUAACAAGCGAAGAAUUCGGAGGACGUUCGAAACCGGGCUGUGGGUCCAAAUGAGGACCAGCCCGAGCCAGUUGCAAAUCCACGCCAAAGUCAACCGCCUCCAAAUCGACAACCAAAUGUACGAUUGUAUUUUCCCGGUGGUUCUAGCCCCCGUGCCUCUCCCCAAGAGCGUCGCGAUCGACAGCGGCAUGAAACCUUUCGCAGAACUAAGUAUAGUGCAACUCCUCGUGAGAAACAGCUACGUCAAACAGUUCAAAUACUUCAAACUCCUCAUACAAGAGUUCCACGUGAAAGUGGACCUAGGUUUCGUGAAUGCGCUCGUCGGGUUGCUACAACCGGCCGAGUACACCGAAGCAGAAGAGCAACAGUAUUUCCUCAAAGAUAUCAAUUUAGUCGAUGAACCCCUCUACGCACACGUGUCGAGCCAGUCCCUACAAGAACAGAAGAGUUUCUACGACUUGCUUCAUUUCUCCCCGUUGAAGAUCCAUCUGAGUUUCUCCAUGGCGGCGGGAGGCUCGGCGGGACAAACCACCUCCACGCCGAACUUCUUGAACGUGUUGCUGCAAGGCCUAGGUGUCACACUCACCGAUUUACAAGAUGUAGUCUUCCGAUUGGCCUACUUCGAGCGUGAGUACACGUUCUUGACUCAGAAGCAACUAGUAAACGAAGCGACGCGUCACUACGUGGGGCAGACCGUCAAGCAACUGUACGUGCUAGUGUUGGGUCUGGACGUAUUGGGUAACCCGUAUGGACUGGUCAGGGGGAUCACCCAAGGUGUCGAAGAUCUGUUCUACGAACCCUUCCAGGGCGCCAUCCAAGGUCCAGGUGAGUUCGCCGAAGGGCUGGUCCUAGGCGUGCGAAGUCUCUUCGGACACACGGUAGGUGGUGCCGCGGGAGCCGUGUCCCGGAUUACCGGAGCCAUGGGUAAAGGUAUAGCCGCGUUGACGUUCGAUAAGGACUACCAGAGGAAGAGAAGGGAUCAGAUUAAUAAGAAGCCGGCGACGGUCCAGGAAGGGAUUGCGCGCAGCGGCAAAGGCUUAGUCAUGGGAGUCGUCGAUGGCGUGACCGGUGUAUUCACUAAACCCAUCAGUGGCGCCAAAGAAGAAGGCGUAGGUGGGUUUUUCAAAGGUUUGGGAAAAGGAGCGGUGGGAUUGGUCGCUCGACCGACUGCAGGAGUGAUAGAUUUCGCCAGUGGGUCCCUAGAUGCCGUCAAAAGGGUAGCGGAGCUGGGUGAGGACGCUAAUCGUCUGCGACCGACGAGGUUCAUCCAAGGCGACGGUCUCGUGAGACCGUACAACAAGCUCGAAGCUCAGGGUUACAAGUUACUUACGGAAUUAGAGAAAGGGAAGUAUGCGUCGACGGAUGUUUACCAUUCCCAUUUCCCGAUUGUUGAGAAUAGGGAGGUUUUAUUGUUGACGGAUAAACGCUUAGCUUAUAUCAGUCACAAUGAUAUCUUCGGGGGAUGGCAAGUGGAAUGGUCGUACACGUGGCCUGAGCUGAAACACCCGCCGUCGGUGGUACCCAAAGGUGUAGCUAUUACUUUCUCCGACAAGAAGAGGAAAUUGAGUUUAUUGAGCUCUAGCGACUCCGGGAAAAUCAUUUUAGUGGCUGAUCCGGCCAAGAAAGAGGACAUCUGCGCAAAAAUCGAAUCGUUAAGAGGAAACGCUUGAAUUCAACUCGUUAAUAAUGUUUGCUUAUUUAUAGGUUCACUGAAAACUAGUCAUUAUGGACUGCCUGCUUUACGUACAUCUUUUUUACUGAUCCUUCGGCACUUAAUUUUACAUUUUAUGAGUUUGCUUGUACGCAGACUUUUUAUUUUCGAAUAUGCUUACUUUGUUAACGCUUUUGCAUUGGUGAGAUGUGAACUGAAAUAUAUUGUUUUUAACAUG